Molecule: messenger RNA, 852 nt
Organism: Hibiscus syriacus
Lineage: Eukaryota; Viridiplantae; Streptophyta; Magnoliopsida; Malvales; Malvaceae
Product: zinc finger protein WIP2-like
Exons: 2
Coding region: 1-852 (283 amino acids)
Biological process (GO): anatomical structure development; regulation of gene expression
Cellular component (GO): nucleus
Molecular function (GO): DNA-binding transcription factor activity
Source: RefSeq, a predicted model, not a curated record
AUGACAGAUCCAUGCUUCAACUUCAUCCCCCUAAAUCAACCAAACUCUUCUUGUCAACCUCAAAUUACCCAAAAACAAGCUCUCCCUCUCAUCAAUUAUCUAUCAGCAUCCAAUGAAUCGUCGAGCGGCUGUGCUUCCAUAGAAGAGUGCUCGUUUUCCACCGCCGCCGGUGACGAAGCCGACGCGGACGACAAUUACGGUGUAACCGUAGACCUGCACAUAGGGUUACCUAACCCUGGUUCCGAUCUGAGGUCUAGGGCAACCCCAUCUGCAGAUUUGACAGCAGGCACUAGUGGUGCUGGAGUUCAAGGGAACCCUACAAGCAAGGGACAGUACUGGAUCCCUACGCCUUCCCAGAUUCUCAUUGGACCUACGCAGUUCUCAUGUCCCCUUUGCAGCAAAACGUUUAAUAGGUACAACAACUUGCAGAUGCAUAUGUGGGGGCAUGGAUCGCAGUACAGGAAAGGACCCGACUCGCUACGGGGAAGCCAACCGACCGCCAUGCUACGGCUGCCGUGCUACUGCUGCGCACGUGGCUGUUCGCACAACAUCGACCACCCGAGAGCAAGGCCACUCAAGGACUUCAAGACGCUUCAAACGCACUACAAGAGGAAGCAUGGGAUCAAGCCCUUCGUGUGCAGGAAGUGUGAGAAAGCUUUUGCUGUGAAAGGGGACUGGAGAACCCACGAGAAGAACUGUGGGAAGAUUUGGUAUUGUGUUUGCGGGUCCGAUUUCAAGCACAAGCGGUCCUUGAAGGACCAUAUCAAGGCUUUUGGUCCGGCCGGUCACGGCGCGAUUGGCAUUGAUUUGGACGACGACGAGGAGCCCGGAUCGGAAUUUGAAUCGAUGUAA